This is a messenger RNA of Thalassophryne amazonica, 1589 nucleotides long. RefSeq names its product mitogen-activated protein kinase 3 (gene mapk3). NCBI's taxonomy places the organism in Eukaryota, Metazoa, Chordata, Actinopteri, Batrachoidiformes, Batrachoididae. Gene Ontology annotation, molecular function: ATP binding; MAP kinase activity. Bases 199 to 1380 code for a protein of 393 amino acids. Gene Ontology annotation, biological process: intracellular signal transduction; protein phosphorylation. The record is from RefSeq and is a predicted model, not a curated record. The transcript has 9 exons. Gene Ontology annotation, cellular component: cytoplasm; nucleus.
AUUUGGCAGCACGCGCACUUACGCUCUGUGCUACCACCAAUGAUCAAAUCGGCGCUCGCGCACGACCAGUAGUUGGAAAAGAGGGGCCGAUCUCCGCUCCGUGAACAAUCCGCUCCUGACGAACGCUUCAUCGGCCUGAGAGCCACGGCGGUCCUUCGGUAACUGUCACCGACAGCACAGGAGCGCUUUGGAGGAAGAAUGGCGGAUUCGAGCAGCACUGCAGCGGUUGGGGCCGCGAACUCGGACUGCGUUGCUCCUGCCGGGGUGGCUGGCACUGUUGCGCAUGAUGGAGCUCCCGGAGCUGCGGGACCCAAACCCGGGUCCGAGUCCGUCAAGGGCCAAAUAUUUGAUGUGGGCCCCCGCUACACCAACCUGUCGUACAUCGGGGAGGGAGCGUACGGAAUGGUUUGCUCUGCUCUUGACAACUUAAUGGACCGGCGUGUAGCCAUCAAGAAAAUCAGUCCAUUUGAGCACCAGACGUACUGCCAGCGCACGCUGAGAGAAAUCAAGAUCCUGCUGCGCUUUCACCAUGAGAAUAUCAUCGGCAUCAACGACAUUCUCAGGGCACAACACAUAGACAACAUGAGGGAUGUCUACAUAGUGCAGACUCUGAUGGAGACAGAUCUGUACAAGCUGCUGAAGACUCAGAAGCUGAGCAACGACCACGUCUGCUAUUUUCUCUACCAGAUCCUCCGAGGCCUAAAGUACAUUCACUCGGCCAACGUGUUGCACCGUGACCUCAAGCCCUCCAACCUGCUCAUCAACACCACCUGCGACCUCAAGAUCUGUGACUUUGGCUUGGCACGGAUAGCCGACCCAGAUCAUGACCACACAGGAUUCUUGACAGAGUACGUGGCUACACGUUGGUACAGGGCCCCAGAAAUCAUGCUAAACUCAAAGGGCUACUCCAAGUCCAUUGAUAUCUGGUCAGUGGGCUGCAUCCUGGCUGAGAUGCUGUCCAACAGGCCUCUUUUUCCUGGGAAACACUACUUGGACCAGCUCAACCACAUACUGGGCAUCCUUGGCUCUCCAUCUCAAGAAGAUCUGAACUGCAUUAUCAACAUGAAGGCGAGAAACUACUUGCAGAACCUGCCUUUUAAAAAUAGGGUCCCUUUCAGCAAAAUCUACCCAAAGGCUGACUCAAACGCUCUGGACCUGCUAUGCUGCAUGUUGACCUUUAACCCCAUCAAGCGCAUUAGCGUUGAGGAGGCCUUGGCUCACCCUUACCUGGAGCAGUACUAUGAUCCCACAGAUGAGCCUGUAGCAGAGGAGCCCUUCACUUUCUCCAUGGAACUGGAUGAUCUUCCCAAGGAGAAGCUGAAGGAGCUGAUUUUUGAGGAAACCGCUCGUUUCCAGGAAAACUACCAGACAUCUUCCUGAGACACACCGCCCCUGAAGAAGAGAGACGAGGCUGCACAGAGGCUUGGAAGAAGAUGACUCCAAAUGAUAUGCGAAAACAAAAGAAAAAUGCAUCUUUAAGAAACAACAAAAAAGAGAAAACAACAACAUGUAACUGCUUAUCUUUCCAUUUCUACUGCAAGAGAGCUAUGUUUAACUUUGAUUUCUGUGGUUGGACGGGGUGGUCGGGU